ACCUCAUGAUGGGUAAAGGGAAAAUGUGAGUAGCAUGUCCACACAGUGCAGUGCUAUUGAAUUUGACAUAUGAAAUGAUCACCAGUAAACUAUUGAUCUUACAGUAUCCAGUAUUCAUCGAUGUACAGUCAGAUAUUCAUCACCAUUUACAUUUGGUUUACCAAGAGUUGUGGACAUGGUGUUUAGAGAGUUUAACUGCAUAAUUUAUUCUCACGUGUUGAGAGGAGUGCAGAGGAAGAGGGGCAUCCAGCCAGGGUGGAGGUUAUCAAGUUCCUCCUGUUCUGCCACAUGAGUCUGGGGUCUGUCCCAAGCCUGCACAUCCCCCAAUCUGCGCAGACUUUUCACUUAUCCCUAAAUGUUUUUGAUGCCAGAAUACAUGCAGGAUCAAAGGUUCUGUAGUGGAUUGUGAGGUCACUUAAUGUCACAGAACACAUACUGUGUACAUUUUGAUUAAUGAACAGGGAGCUGUAAACGACUUGACUGAACUAUGCAACUGAACAACAGCUGGAUGUGUGUGACCUAAAGUGUAACUGAAGUGAACUGAACAGCCUCUUCAACAACCAGUGCAAUCCCAUGCUGGGUGUGACUGUGUCAGGCUGUCUGUCUGCGAGGUGUACCUGGGUCUUAACUGAGAACAGGAGAAAAACAGAGGGAACAGAAAAAGGAUCUAAGCAUGGUUCAUGCUGCGGCUAUGGCUCAGGGGAAAAAGAGACCAGCUGUCCCCCCUCCUGAUGGGGGCUGGGGCUGGAUGAUUGUGGCCAGCUGCUUCUUGGUCACUGUCUGCACACGUGCCGUCACCAGAUCACUGGGGGUCAGGGCCUGUUCCCGAAGGAGCCGUAUAUCCUCGGAGUCGUGAAAGAAGAAAAAGGAUUCUGCUAGUCCGUGAUGCAUCUCCAUCUUCUUUGUGGAGUUCCAGAUGCACUUUGGAGUGGACUAUUCAGGGACAGCCUGGAUCCACAGUCUGGUGGACUGCACCACUAUGCUGUGUGCUCCUCUAGGCAGCUUCAUUGGGAACCGUCUGUCGUGCCGCAUCGCUGUGAUCCUUGGUGGCUUUCUGUCCUCUAUCGGUCUGGUCCUCAGCUCUUUCGCUACCAGCCUGGAGUACCUGUACCUCACCCUGGGGGUCCUCACAGGUAUUGGAUUUGCCCUCUGCUACACCCCUGCCUUAGCCAUGGUGGGCUCAUAUUUCUGUGAGAGGAAAGCCCUGGCGUACGGGAUCGCCAUGUCAGGCAGUGGCAUCGGGACCUUCAUCCUGGCCCCUGCCGUCCAGAUAAUCAUAGAGCACUACUCAUGGCGUGGGGCCCUGCUCAUCCUAGGGGGUGUUGUUGCCAACCUGUGUGUUUGUGGGGCAUUACUGCGCCCUAUCACUCUGAAAGAAGAAGAGGAUGCUCAUGGUCCAGUCUUGUUGGACACCGAGUGUGGAUAUGGGGUGAAAGCUCCGGUGGAUAGCAUGUUAGAGGAAUCACUGGCGAUCAACAACAACAACAACAACAGCCACCGCUGCUUCUGCUUCCAGUCCAUGCAGGAGUACUGCUUCCUGCUCAUGCCUGACUUCCUGAUGCUGGCAGUGAGCUUCUUGUUCCUAGCCAGUGGCUGCAGCCUGCCCUUCGUCUACCUGGUUCCGUAUGCACUGGACGUGGGCGUGAGCCACCACCAGGCCGCCUUCCUCAUGUCCAUCCUGGGGUUCAUUGACAUCGUGGGGAACAUCACCUUCGGCUGGCUCGUAGACAGGAGGUGCCUGAAGAAGUAUCGUAAUGUGUGCUACAUGAUAGCAGUGGGCAUGGAGGGGGUGUGCUGCCUCUUCAUCCCUCUCCUGCGGACGUUCGCCCUGCUGGUGCCUUUCUCUGUGUUUUAUGGGUACUUUGAUGGCGCCUACGUUGCCCUCAUACCUGUGGUGACCUCGGACAUUGUGGGGACACAUAACCUCUCCUCCGCCCUAGGGAUAGUCUACUUCCUACAUGCCAUCCCUUACCUGCUCAGCCCUCCAAUAGGAGGCUGGCUGGUUGACACCACAGGCACCUACACGGCCACCUUCUUCCUCAGUGGCUUUGCCCUCAUCUCCAGCUCCCUGGUCAUCAGCACGGUGACGGGGAUACGCCACUGUCGCAGGACCCAAAAGUACAGAAACAAAAAUAAAAACACAGACCCCAAACAGGAGCCAUGCCGAUCAGACUUCUACACAGCCUCAAGUAAAGACGUGAACCUUUCAGUCAACACAGCAAAUUCUUAACAUUGGACACUUUUCUGUAAUUAUGCAUUUGUUUUGUUAGAAUACCAAAGUACAUUGAAGAUUAUGAGAAACGGUCAUCAAUUGGUACACAUAAUCUAGAGUGAUAGUUCAGAAUUGGGAAUGACUUCCCUCAGAUGCUAAAUGGACACUAAAUGGAAGGUAAAUACAGUAAUUCUGCCAUAACCAGAUACAUUUUAGGCAAAAUAUGGACUUUAAAUAAUCUCUCUAUCAUGCCUGUGAUGUCAUUGCACAUUUUAUGUGCCUUUCUUUUUCAGGGUUGACAUGACUGCCAAUUUAAAUGUAACUAAGGAAGUUGAUAAAUUUUAAUAUCACUGACAGGGUUAUAGCGCCUUUCUGUAAUAGAUUAUUUCUGAAGUGGACAGUCUUCAUGUUGUUUCGUAAUACCUUAUUUUGACAAGAGAGGGCAGUCAUGAUCCAAGGGCAGCGUAGGAUGGCUCCUUUGUAAAAGUCUAUUCACAGCUGAAGGCCGUUUUUCUUAAUAUAUAAUAUAAUAAUAUAUGCCAUUUAGCAGACGCUUUUAUCCAAAGCGACUUACAGUCAUGUGUGCAUACAUUCUACGUAUGGGUGGUCCCGGGGAUCAAACCCACUACCCUGGCGUUACAAGCGCCAUGCUCUACCAACUGAGCUACAGAAGGACCACUUCUUGAGCAGAUGGUCAGGGAAGACCAAAGAGAUAUAGUAUUUGACUCAAACAGAAUCAUUUCGAACCUUAAUUACAAUACAAAUGAUUACACAAAUACAUAUGCCACUCUAUGCGUGGGCAUACUUGGGAAUAGAUUUCAUCAAUUAAAAUGACUUUCAGUUGAUUUCCUGGUGAUUUUACAGUCUUUUAUGUCCAACAAUGUUUUUUUUAAACAUUAUAUAUAUACAGUAACAUUAAAAGG
This is a messenger RNA of Oncorhynchus gorbuscha (pink salmon), 3135 nucleotides long. RefSeq names its product monocarboxylate transporter 12-B-like. Gene Ontology annotation, molecular function: monocarboxylic acid transmembrane transporter activity. The transcript is spliced from 8 exons. Bases 917 to 2230 code for a protein of 437 amino acids. The record is from RefSeq and is a predicted model, not a curated record. Gene Ontology annotation, biological process: monocarboxylic acid transport; transmembrane transport. Lineage: Eukaryota; Metazoa; Chordata; Actinopteri; Salmoniformes; Salmonidae.